Messenger RNA from Aspergillus affinis, 381 nucleotides. Its product is annotated as NADP-dependent oxidoreductase domain-containing protein. The transcript has a single exon. Lineage: Eukaryota; Fungi; Ascomycota; Eurotiomycetes; Eurotiales; Aspergillaceae. The record is from RefSeq and is a predicted model, not a curated record. Bases 1 to 381 code for a protein of 126 amino acids.
AUGAUCCCCGUCAAGGCGCCGGAGUGGAGUCUGAUCCUGAACCCCUGGUCGCCGAUGGCGCGCGGUGUGUUGGCUCGGCCAUGGAACUCCCGGUCGGCCGGUCGUGCGGGAAUCGACGGACGAGGCGCUGAAGAAGCUCGUGGUCCGAAGCCGCGAGACCGAGGCCGACCAGGUGAUCGUCAACCGCUUCGAGAAGAUAUGGCUCAGGUGGUCUUUGCUUGGUCGGUGAGUCAUCUUAACGAGAAUCCAAUCCUAGGCUUGAGCAGCAAGAAGCGGAUUGAUGAGGUCGCGAUCAGGUUCCAGGUGAAGUUGACGGAUGGCCAGAUAAGGUAUCUGGAGGAGCUGUAUAUUUCGAAGUUGAUGAAUGCGCUAGAGCGGUAG